Molecule: messenger RNA, 1098 nt
Organism: Penicillium daleae
Lineage: Eukaryota; Fungi; Ascomycota; Eurotiomycetes; Eurotiales; Aspergillaceae
Exons: 4
Coding region: 1-1098 (365 amino acids)
Source: RefSeq, a predicted model, not a curated record
AUGCUACCGUUGGAGGGUCGCAGCAAGUCGAUCUUUAUCGUCACUACUAUCUUUUUGGGUAUUUCGUUUAUUGCGGUUUGUCUGCGAUGCUUUGUUCGACUCAGGCUCAUCAAGGCCUUCGGCUUGGAUGAUGCGCUGAUGGUUUUCGCGAUGUGUCUCAAUAUUCUUUUUGCGCUGUGUGGAAUCACUGGCUCGUUGUAUGGGCUGGGUCAGAAGUCACUGGAGCUCCUGCUGGUACGAAAGACCAUGGAGACCGCUAUGUUUUUACGUAUGGACUUGCACCAUAGCAAAGAUCUCUAUCGCCGUCGCUCUUCUCCGCCUUACGGUCGUGCGGGCUCAUGCGAUCAUCCUUUGGGGGUCAUCGGCGUGACCUCAGUUGUCGGUCUGAUUUUCUGGUUCAUAUUGACUCUUCAGUGCCAACCCGUCUCCUUUUUCUGGACUCGGGUUCGACUGGAGCUCGAUCCGACCGCGCCCGUCCACGGUACUUGCCUGAGUCUAGAUACCCUCCUCGAUAUGUCCUACGUCUACAGUGCUACCGCUGCGUUGUGUGACUUUACCUUGGGAAUUCUGCCUGUAUUCCUUGUGUGGAAUCUCCAGAUGAAUGUUAGGACAAAGGCCGCCUUGGCCGGUAUUUUGGCCCUUGGCGGUAUUGCAAGCGCUGCAGUCAUUGUCCGUAUUCCAUAUCUCUCGGACUACAAGGAUCCGGACUUUUUGUACGCAACCACCAACAUCUCUAUCUGGUCCAACGUCGAAACCGGUCUCGGUAUCGCAGCAGGCAGUCUCGUCACACUCCGUCCUCUAUUCCGCUGGCUCCGCGACCCCAGCUACAGAGGAACUCGAAGCAAGCAAACCGGCGGCAGCGUGCCACUCUCGAACAUGAGUGGAAAACAGACUACCCCCUCUACUCCUCGAUAUUGGCGACCCGAUAUAUACCAGGAUGACUCCCAUGCUGCGGUUACGACUGUUCAUACCUCGAAUCGAGGUAGUCGCACCAGCAGUCAAGAGGAUCUUAAUCCCAAGCAGCAAACGAAUCAGGCCAUGUAUUUCCAAGGCGUGAAUGUGCAGAAGACAUUCUAUGUCUCGGAGACUUCAGAAUAG